Molecule: messenger RNA, 3706 nt
Organism: Mugil cephalus (flathead mullet)
Lineage: Eukaryota; Metazoa; Chordata; Actinopteri; Mugiliformes; Mugilidae
Product: zinc finger CCCH domain-containing protein 7B-like
Exons: 22
Coding region: 213-3344 (1043 amino acids)
Biological process (GO): miRNA processing
Molecular function (GO): miRNA binding; protein binding; metal ion binding
Source: RefSeq, a predicted model, not a curated record
GUCAAAGUCCUGCUUCAGGGAAUCGAAACUUAACAGGGGAUGUCAUGAAAAGGACUGUGACACACGCAGCCUCCGCGGGUUUACUCCUCGUCCAUCACUGCCCAGUUAUUCCCCGGGUGUCUUUCUCUAUUUCCCGCAUUUUAAAUCGCCAUGAUACGCAUUUAAACCUUGCUCCGCUUCAAUGAACUUCCUCGCUGCUUCAGUGAACUAGCAUGGAUCCUGCCAGACAGAAGCGAAAGACGGAUAUAAGCGAAGCUCUGACAUUUAUACAGUCUUCACUGGCUUAUCCAGACCCUGAGGGCUACCAGGAUUUCCUGACCCAGUUAGUGUGCAACUUGCUGGAGGAGGGCAACGCCUGCUUCCGAGACAGACAAUGGCAACAGGCCAUCAGAGAGUUCAGCGAAGGCCUGAAUGUCUCUAACUACGCUGAAGCGGACGACAUCCAGAUCUCCGAAGCGUUGCUGGAGAGUCUGUACGUCAACCGCGCCGCCGCCUACCACAGCAUGGGGGAGUUUGACCAAGGAGUGCAGGACUGUGACAAAGCUCUGGAAGUGUGUAAAGACAGUCGCAGGGCCUUGUACAGGAAGGCGCUGUGUCUGAAGGAGCUGGGGGAGUAUAAGGAGGCGUACAACUGCACCACCAAGUAUCUGCUCAGCACCCCUCAGGACAAACAGGUGAAGGACCUCGCACAGGAGCUGACCAACCAUCUGGGACUGAGAAUUAGAAAACCCUACGUGAGCGCAAAGGUGCCUGUUAGUCGAAUAAGUAAUGGCACCAAGAGUCCACUGAGUUCAGUUGUACCAGUCGACUUUUCCAGAAAUUGUCAGACUUCCUUUACCUCCACACCCCCCAGCGACCUCCAGCCCACCUCCUCUGUAGCUCCAGACGUGGUGGAAGCUUUGGAGGAUACUGAGCUGAUGGACGACGACUUAGACACUCUACUCGACUGCUUCCCUACCGAACCAGCUGAGACUCACAUCCAGGCAGCGUUCCCAGUCCCCGGUAAAACAUCCGCUACAACAUCAUCACUUCCUCCGGUCCUUCCCGCCCCAACGCCUCAGCUACCACCGGCCUUUUUCAGCUCGGCCAUCAGCCCGCUCAACUCCCUGGACUCCUUCUUAACUGCUGGGCACAGCACCUCAGCGGCGACACUGGAUAUCUUAGAUGACCUCUCCGGAACUGGAGGUGGUGCGGGCGCCUCAAACUCAGCCCUGCCCUCCGCUGCACUGGAUUCACUGGAUGAUCUUGAUUCCCUCGACGGCUUCUCGGAUGUGGCGCUGAGUUCUGCUGCUGCUGCUGCUGCUGCUGCUGAGGAAGUUGAUGAAUCUCAAAUAGAGCUGGAUUCAGGGGAAAAAUCCCUUGACGAGUUGCUGGAUGAGCUGAAUCCUCUAGAGGGUAUCUGCUAUGAGGGUGGUCCGCAGGUACCUAAAGGAAGCAUUAACACCAUGGACCAGCUUGACUCCCUCGACGCCCUGGACUCGUUUCCCUCUGUGAAAGGUGGUGGGGCAGCUUUGCCAGUAGUCUCCUUUGGGGGAAUGGGUCUGGACUCGCUUUCCGAUUUCAGCCCAACUGGAUCUAACUGUGCUGCAGCUCCUGUAACUCGAGCACUAAAGAACCACUACAAAGAGAAGAGUAACCAGAGGCGUGUUUCCAUCUAUAACCCUCUCUCCGCCACCCAUGAGUUCCUUCAGGCCUGCUCUCUCUGCUUCCCCCGAGAAGGUAAAGGGGUUGACUCCUUUGUCCACAAGCCAGACCUGAUCCACGACUGUAAACGAGACAUUUUAUUGUGCAGACGGAAGGCGGCUUGUCCCCCGGCGUGGACCAGAGUACGACCCCUUCCCACCAAGUCGUCCUUUACUGGACCGUUUCUGCUUUGCAAAAAUCUGCUGGACUCAGGCUUUUGUAAGUACGAAGAGAAAUGCACGUUUGCCUACAACCAGCUGGAGAUUGACGUCUGGACCCAAGAGAGGAAGGGGACGUUGGACAGACGCCUGAUGUUUGAGACAGAACCCGUCAAACUGGACCCCGUAAACAGCAUCAUACGCCUCCUACAGGAACACAAGGGCUCCUUCAUAUUCCUCUGUCAGGAGUGUUACGAUAAUAAACCCAGAGUCAUCAGUAAGCGCAGCAGAGCCAAUCCCACCACCUGCUCCAACACGGAUGUUCAUCACAACUUCGAUGCCAAUAAGUGUUUGGCCUUUGUGGUGAGCACCUUUAAUGUGAACUACAGCAAGGUUCGUCCGCUGAGCGUCCUCUGCCUCUUGGAUUUGUGCCGUAAAGCGAUCCGGUACGGCUGCCAGUGGGAGGACGAAUGCAACUACGCUCAUUCAAUCAUAGAGCUCAAAACCUGGAGGGUGCAGCGAGACACAGGUAUCAGCCCAGAUGAAAUUGUUAAAAUAUCCACAAAGCAUCUUGAGACAGAGGAGCAAAACUCAAGCAAACAGAAAGGAAACAGAUUGUCCUCUGGGGGGGACUGGAGCAAACCAAAAGGAGCAGAGGGAGGAAGAAGAGGCGGCGGGAAGACACUAAACAUGAAUAUGAAGUUCGCCUGCGCUCAGUGUUGGCGGGACGGACUCAUCAGUGAACCAGAUAAAACCCUCAAGUAUUGCUCAGCCAAAGCCCGACACAUGUGGACCAAAGAGAGACGAGUGCUGCUGGUCAAGUCUCCAGAGAGAAGUAAAUGGGUUCAGGUCCGACCGCUGCCACAUGCCAAGAACUUCCCUUUAUACUAUGAUAUGUGCGCCCAGAUUCGGGACAAGAAGAAAUGCAACUACUCAGGAAACUGCACAUUUGCUCACAGCGAGGAGGAGAGAGAAAUGUGGAUGUAUAUGAAGAACCACGACUUGCGGGAAAUGCAGCAGAUGUACGACAUGUGGUUGACUUUAACCGGACACAAGCGCCAAACAAACGGAGCCGUGAGCUCUCAGCCGGUCCCGGAGGAGAAAGGCAUCGUGAUGCCGACCGACUACGCUGAACCGAUGACCGGCUUCCACUGUCGUCUCUGCGGGAAACACAGCAACAGCGAGCGGCAGUGGCAGCAGCACAUUUCCUCCGAGAAGCACAAGGACCGAGUGUUCAGCUGUGAGGGGGAAGACGAGGCUCUGACCUGGAGCUACCGCUUCCCCGGAGCUCGCUUCGAACUCUGCCCCCGGUUGAGCGAUGGGUCGGCUGACGGAUGUCCUGAACGAAUGAGCUGUGACUACGCCCACAGUCCGGAGGAGCUGCAGGAGUGGAGAGAAAGACGAGAUUUUCUGCGACGCAAGUUAGCCCGAGCCAGAGACGACAUGCUCAUCAUGCCCGAGCAGUCGGACUUUGGGAAGUACAACUUUUUACUUCAGGACUGAGAACUAUUCGAGCCAUUUCUUUUUUUUUCUCACUGCCAAAGAGUAUCAAGGAUUUUCAAAACAAAAUCUUCACAGUAUCUGUUCAUACCGUUUGCCAAAUAUCAAUUUUAUUUGCUUUCCCAAAAAAAAAUGUGUGGUUAUAUUAAUGGAGUUCUGGUGUUUUAGUUUGUGUGGAGCAACGUUUAUUGGUCCUGUCCUGUAAAAUAAGACUCAUGCAGACACAAACUCAGCUCAUAAAAGAUUCAUAUCAAACCACACAUCCAGCUUUUAGUUUUGUUAGUUUCUGUUUUGUUUGAGCCGAGAUAAUCAUGUAAGAAAUGUUCAAAUCGUGAACCGCCGAAUAAAAUUCUUCACAUGACAGA